CAGGAGGCGGGCGGCAGUGCGCUGCCUCCGGAGCUGCGCAAGUGCCGGGCCAUGCUGCUGAGGCUGCUGGAGGCGCAGGAGCUCCCCCUGAACCCGCUGGACCAGCUGAUCGAGCUGCUGGGCGGCGAGGGGGCGGUGGCGGAGAUGACGGGCAGGAAGAUGCUGCAGGUCCGCAACGAGGAAGGGCGCAUCGUGGUCAAGCAACGCCGUGACGACGAGGCCCAGAAGAUGGUCAACAUGGCUGAGAAGAACGACUUCAUGGAGGGUCGCAAGGUGGUGGCCAUCAUCAGCGACGCGGCCUCCACUGGCAUCAGCCUGCAGGCGGACAGGAGGGUCCCCAACCAACGCCGCCGCUUCCACAUCACGCUGGAGCUGCCCUGGAGUGCGGACAAGGCCAUCCAGCAGUUCGGCCGCUCGCACCGCUCCAACCAGGCGUCCGCGCCCGAGUACUGCCUGCUGGUGACGCAGUGCGGGGGGGAGUACAGGUUCGCGGGUGCAGUGGCCAAGAGACUGACCUCCCUGGGAGCGCUGCUGCGGGGGGACCGGCGGGCGCUGGGGGCCUCCUCGGACCUCAAGCCAUUCGAUGUGGACAACAAGUACGGCGAGCAGGCUGUUGGCCGGCUGCUGGAGUGCGUUGCCUCGGGGCACCACACGGUGGCGGGGGCAGCCACGGGGGAGCUGCCGGCGGAGCUGCUGCCGCCGUCGGUUGCCGCCACCCCGGUCGGCAGCAUGCACCGCCAGAGCGCGUUCCUGCAGCACAUGCAGCGCUGCCUCAAGACCAUGGGGCUGCUGCAGGAGGGGAGCGGCUACUUCAUGAUUGACCGCAAGGACAGCAACACCUCUGUGGUCAAGUUCCUGAACCGCCUGCUUGGGCUCACGCUGAGGGACCAGGACCUGCUGUUCAAGUACUUCCUGAGCAUCAUGGACAGCCUCAUUAAGCAGGCUCGCUCCGCGGGUGACUACGAGGAGGGCAUCCUGAACCUGGCCAACAGCCGGGUCAAGGUGGCGCAUGAGGAGGUGGUGCACAGGGACAGGGAAACAGGCGCCGCCACCUCCUGCCUGGAGGUGGAGGUGGACGACGGGCUGCCCUGGGGCGAGGCGGUGGGGGCCAUGGAGGCGGCACUAGCGGACAUGCGGGCGGAACAGGCGCCGCCGCAGUUCAUGGCAAAGGUUGGGUUCUACGUCGCCCGUCGCAACCCCAACGUGGGCGGCACGGGGCACCCGCUGGUGGUGCUGGCCACUGCCCUGAGGUCCACCGUGACGGGAGCCGGGGGGCGGCCGGUGAUGCGGUUCAGGAUACAGCGGCCCAACCAGAUCAAGGGCCACGUGUUCAGCGCUGCCGAGCUGGACGAGAAGUACCGCAAAGUGGACUUGGAGACCGGCCAGCGCCACUGGCAGUUCUGGUACGACUACCUGGACCGGGGCUGUCUGCACGGUAACGACUGUGUACGGCGGCGGCGGGAGGGCAAGUGCAGCUACGGCUCGCGCUUCUACCGGCUGCACUUGGUGGCAGGGGCGGUGCUGCCGGUGCUGCGGCGGCUGUUUGAGACGGUGCAGCGGAGCGGCAAGAAGACGGUUCCGCGGGUGGCGAGGGUGACGAUUCGGGAGGAGGGGGGGCAGAAGAAAGAG
Messenger RNA from Astrephomene gubernaculifera, 1629 nucleotides. The record is from the annotation of a GenBank genome assembly. NCBI's taxonomy places the organism in Eukaryota, Viridiplantae, Chlorophyta, Chlorophyceae, Chlamydomonadales, Astrephomenaceae.